UUGCCAGUUGGGGGGUUUGUAACCGCCGGGGGGUGCGGAACGUUCUGUCCGGGCCGCCGCCGCCGCCCCAGGGGCCGCGAUCCCCGGGCCCGAGCCCCGGCUCCCACCCCUGGAGCCCUCCCCGGGGCGGGCGGGCGCCGGGCCCGGCCCCGGCCCCGGCCGCCGGGCCCCAUGGAGAACUUCCAGAAGGUGGAGAAGAUCGGCGAGGGCACCUACGGGGUGGUCUACAAGGCCAAGAACAAAGUCACCGGCGAGGUGGUGGCGCUGAAGAAAAUCCGCCUGGAUACAGAGACGGAGGGCGUCCCCAGCACCGCCAUCCGGGAGAUCUCCCUGCUCAAGGAGCUGAACCACUCCAACAUCGUCAAGCUGCUGGACGUGAUCCACACGGAGAACAAGCUCUACCUGGUCUUCGAGUUCCUGCACCAGGACCUGAAGAAGUUCAUGGACUCGUCCUCAAUCAGCGGCAUCCCUCUGCCCCUCAUCAAGAGUUACCUGUUCCAGCUGCUGCAGGGCCUGGCCUUCUGCCAUUCCCACCGGGUGCUGCACCGCGACCUCAAGCCCCAGAACCUGCUCAUCAAUGCCGAGGGAGCCAUCAAGCUGGCGGACUUCGGGCUGGCACGGGCAUUCGGCGUGCCGGUGCGAACCUACACCCACGAGGUGGUGACUCUCUGGUACCGGGCCCCUGAAAUCUUGCUUGGCUGCAAGUACUACUCAACGGCUGUGGACAUCUGGAGCCUGGGCUGCAUCUUUGCUGAGAUGAUCACCAGGCGAGCCCUGUUCCCUGGAGACUCGGAAAUUGACCAGCUCUUCCGCAUCUUCCGGACGCUGGGCACCCCGGACGAGGCCGUGUGGCCAGGGGUCACUUCCAUGCCCGAUUACAAGCCCAGCUUCCCCAAAUGGGCCAGACAGGACUUCAGCAAGGUGGUGCCCCCUCUGGACGAGGAGGGGAGGAAGCUCUUGGCUCAAAUGCUGCACUACGACCCCAACAAGCGGAUUUCGGCCAAGUCAGCGCUGAACCACCCCUUCUUCCGGGACGUCACCAAGGCCGUCCCUCACCUGCGCUUGUGAAGUGGUUUCGGGGAGGGGGCCAGCCCAGCCAGGACUCUGCUGCCCCCACUCUGGCUCUGUCUGGCCUAUGCCUGUAUCUGGAUCUGUCUCCUGGGGCUGGACCUGCCCCGGGGGUCCUGAGACUCAUCCCGCCCCAGCGGACUUGCACUUAGCCUCCCGAACGGAGAGGGUGGCAGCCCAGCCCCCAUUGCCCUGGCUGGAGCUCCUAGUCUGUGGCUCUGACCCUCCCUGGAGGGCUUGGAUUCCAGCACCAGCAAUGGGACCUUGCUCGCUGCAGCUGGGAGCAUCCCUCACCAGCCACCCUGGUUGAGCCCCUUCUCCUUUCACCUCCCUCGGCAUGCCCCCAUCUGAGACUCUUCAGUGAUGUCUCACAUCCUCUGGAGCCCCCCGAAUUCCUGCUCCAACACAGGGCGAGCCCUCCUGGAGCCCCCAUACCUCCUUGAUGGGUGGAAGGCAGGGAGGGUCUGGCUGGGGAACCUCCCCUCCUACCUUCAAGAUUGGUUCAAACUGGAUACGCUCAGCUGGCCCCGGUGAACUCGCUCCCCUGCCUGCUUCUCGUCCAGCACCCUGGAGUCUGCUGCACUAGAGACUCGAACUGCAGCUGGUGCUCCUGGCGACUCCUGUUCCUGCUGCAAAUUGGACCCUGCAGAUUGGCUGCCCGAAUCCCCAGCAGCUCUUUGCAUUGGGCGGGGGCCCACAGGAGUGGCACACGUCCCCAACCACUCAGGCAACAAGUGUUGUAAGGGCUGAUCCUGCAGCGUGUUGGGCCCACUCAGCUCCCCUCCUCCCCUGGCAGGAUCUGACCCUAAUCAGGAACUCUGCUCACUUAUCAUCCCCCCCACCUUAGUGUCCCAUGGGCAGAAGCGUUUUGACCAACAGGGCCCAAGACCCUCACAUGUCCAACGCUGGCAUCCUGCCCCCCCAUCUCACCAGGUGCGACCUGAUGCAUGUAGCUUCUGCAGGGAAGCAGGUUCCUCAUCCGCUCCGGGGAGAAUCUGCACCCACAGGAGGGGGUUUGCUCUAAAGGCUUCACCCUGCACAGCAUGGUGGAACGGGAACCUAGCAGCUGAAAGCAAUUGUUGCAGCCAGCUCUUCUCGUGGCCCCCCUGCAAGACGCCCCCCUAUUCUCUGCUCCCUGAAGGGCUUUGAAAGCAAAGGGCUUUGUCCCGGAAAGGAGCCCCUGGCCUGACAGUGCUGCAGUCUCCUCCGACAGAUUCUCCCCCCACCGCAUCAUUGGCCGCUCAUUCUGUGGUGCUGCCUAUGGCCAAGUGCGAUGCAAGGGGACAGAUCCUCCGUGGGUGUCGAUCAGGGUGGUUCCACUGAUUUGUCAAUGGUGCUAUGGCAGUUUAUGCCAGCUACAGAUCUGAUCCCAGAAUCUGACAUACACCUCACUAGAGCUGGUGCCCUCCACCAGCCGGGUUGUUUCCCAGCGGGGGUGGGACUCCUUGUCACUUUUCUUUUGGCUUAGAUCUUCCCAUGCCAGACGCACUUCAGCUCGUGGAAAGGUUGGCUCUGGCACCUGGGGCCAGAUCCCCAGCUGGUGUGGACAGCGUAUCUCCACUGCCUUCAGCAGAGCGAUGCGUAUUUACACUAGCUGAGAGUCUGGCCUGUGAAACGGGCAUGUGCACCUGUUUUAAUUCUCCCUCCUUUCCUGUGGGCUUCCCCAGCCGCGUUCUCUAGGGGAGCAGGGGCAGCUCAAGGCGUUAGGGGGUGCUACUGAGUCUCAGUUGGAGUAGUUGUCCACUUAGAUUGUCCUGGAGGGUGGGGAAGGGUGACACCCUGUUCGAAAGUAUCCCCCAUCACCUAGCCCUCAGCAGCUGCUUCCUUUUAAGUGCAGUGCAGAUGGGGUGUUUGGAUAGAUUGGAAGGCUACGAUUGAGAUCACUGAGGUAGCAGCUGUUGCUGGGGCAGCUCUCCACCAGAAUAACAUGAUCAGUUUCAGAUGAGCUGGUACUGUUUCCCUACAAACAGCUCCAUUUGUAAAAGUCUGGGACAUCCCAUGGUGUGGAUGGUGCGCUGCUGUCACCUGCCCACCUCCAGGCUCUUGGGGCCUGCUUAAAGAAGGGAUGCGGGGGGGGGGAAAUCCACAUCUAAACCAAAAUUGAACAGUUGACAAUAGAUGAAUAGAAUAUUUAAACACAGACUUAGUGUAUUUUAUAGUAAAGCAUUUUAUAUUUAAGGAUUGUUUACAGAAGUAUUUGAGGUACAAAUUAAUAUUCAAGGAGAGGAAUGAUCAUUAAGGGAAGCUGUGGAUUUAGCGCAUAAGCCACAUAGGCCUUUUCCAGAUGAGGGUUAAAAGUUGGAAUGGUUCUGUUCCUAUCACAGCUAUUUUGAUCUCUUGUAUCUUGAGUUUCUUUAGAGCAGAAGGGUUGGGUCUCGUGUCCUUCCACAAUGGACUAGCUUUUUUUCUCAACUCAGUUGCCUAAAGAAAAAUGUAGGGUUAGGACAGCAACAUAAAGUGCCUGAUGGAAACCAGUUUGAGGAGGGAGGGGAAGCUGAGCCGCAGAGAUUUCCCCAAAACAAUGCUGCUGCCAAGUUUUGAUGAAAACAGAGGGAAGGAGAGAUGCAGAUGGGGUUAAUAGCUAUAGUGACACAAUAUCUGCGAGCAUGAAUAUAUAUAUUUUUUGGACUGGAACAAAUAGGGAAAUAUUUAUAAGGCCAUGUUAGUUUUAAAGCAGAGCUCUGGAUCUGUAUAAAGUUUGUUAGACAAGCACCGUGGAGUUUUUGUAAGUGAAUAUUUUUAAAAAUCAAACCCUAGAAUAUAUUUGUCGUCCUUGAUUCUUUGUAGACUGUUGUUUCUUACCAAAUGUUAAAAAUAUUAUGGGGUUGGUUUAUAAAUCAUUAAAAAUAUUCUUAGUUUUAACUUGA
This is a messenger RNA of Caretta caretta (loggerhead turtle), 3935 nucleotides long. RefSeq names its product cyclin dependent kinase 2 (gene CDK2). Gene Ontology annotation, molecular function: ATP binding; cyclin-dependent protein serine/threonine kinase activity; cyclin binding. Gene Ontology annotation, cellular component: nucleus; cyclin-dependent protein kinase holoenzyme complex; cytoplasm. The record is from RefSeq and is a predicted model, not a curated record. Lineage: Eukaryota; Metazoa; Chordata; Testudines; Cheloniidae. Gene Ontology annotation, biological process: regulation of G2/M transition of mitotic cell cycle; G1/S transition of mitotic cell cycle; protein phosphorylation.